Molecule: messenger RNA, 6557 nt
Organism: Dreissena polymorpha
Lineage: Eukaryota; Metazoa; Mollusca; Bivalvia; Myida; Dreissenidae
Product: kelch-like protein 8
Exons: 8
Coding region: 172-2157 (661 amino acids)
Molecular function (GO): protein binding
Source: RefSeq, a predicted model, not a curated record
CAAUCCGGUGUUUCGACGCAGUAUUAGAAGCACAAUAAUAAUUCAACCUAAGUUACAAUAACAAUAAUAUUAAAACUGUUAAUUUAUUGUUUUUACAUGUAUUUUAGUUAAAUACAAUAUUUUUAAAUAGCACUGAUUCUAUCCAAGAUGCACUAUUUUGAAUUUUUCUGAAUGCAGACGAAAAUAUCGAUUUCGGAUAAACUUAGUUCGGACAAAUUUCCAAUAUCUACAGCAGAUAAAAGUGUUUCAUUUAAUAGGAUCAUGGCAAACGCGCCGACUUUGCCACAAAGAUUAGACAGUCUCGCCAUGGAUGAACAUUAUGCCAUUGCUCCAAACAUUGCCAUACGUGAAUCAGAUUUCCAGCCUCGAUUUGAUGCAGGCGACCAGGAUUCCCUUUCAAAUUCAGAGGUCACCAUGGAGUUUGAGACUCCUGAUUUCUUCAAGGAGUCAUACAAGACACUAAACACAUUUUUAGACAGAAAGGAAAUCUGUGAUGUUGAGAUUGUUUGUGGGUCGAAAUCUUUCAGAUGCCAUCGUAUCAUUUUAGCAACUAUCAGUGGCUAUUUUAGGGCAAUGUUCUUGGGCAAUUUGGCAGAGAGUCGACAGGAUGUUGUAGCAAUUCAAGACAUUGACGAAAACGUCAUGGCUGACAUGAUAAAGUAUGCUUACAGUGGAAAAAUUCUUAUCACUGUAGAGAAUGUUCAGAGCAUUUUGUAUGUGUCGUGCAUUCUGCAAGUUGAAAAUGUUGCCAAAGUAUGCUCUGAAUUUAUGAAGCGACACCUGAGUGCUGAGAACUGUCUUCAGGUGCAUGCAUUUGCGAUGCAGCAUAACAGAGAAAACCUUAUCAAAUAUACACAAGAUUUCAUCACAGAAAACUUCAUUGAUGUAACCAAAACACCUGAAUUUCUUUCCAUGUCCUCAAACGUCAUUGAUUCAAUUGUUGGCUCAGAGUAUUUGAAUGUUUCCAAUGAGACAGAAGUUUUUGAGGCGAUCAUGUCAUGGAUUAAACACAACACCGCUGACCGUAAACAGCAUUUAGCCAUGCUGUUUUCUAAGAUUAAGGUUCCCCUAAUUGAAACAAGUUACCUGAUGGAGAAGGUUGCUACCGAUGAUCUGGUGAGACUAGAUCUUGGUUGCAGAGAUAUUCUAGAUGAGGCCAAGUACUAUCACAUGUACCAGGGCAACCUGGUCUCAGACAUCAAGCUCACCGACAGAAUGAGACCCAGAAAAAGUUAUGCUGGUGUGCUGUUCUGUGUAGGAGGGCGGGGGGCCUCUGGAGACCCCUACAAGACUAUCGAGUGCUACUAUCCGAUGAAGAACCGCUGGUACCAGCUCACUGAGAUGCACACCCGGCGCAGGCACGUGGGCGUCUGCUGCCUCAAUGACCAGAUCUAUGCAGUUGGGGGUCACAAUGGAACCAAGCAUCUGGGCAGUGGCGAAGUGUUCGACCCUUUCACAGCCAAGUGGCGUAAGGUAGCCUCCAUGGUUACCCAGCGGACAGGGGUCCGUGGUCUUGGCCUGGCUAGCUUGGGAGGGGCCAUCUAUGCAGUCGGAGGGCUUGAUGACAAGACGUGCUUCGACACUGUGGAGCGCUACGACCCGACCGCCAACAGCUGGACCCAGGUUGCCUCCAUGAACCUUCCCAGGGGGGGAGUGGGCGUGGCUGCACUCAGGGGCCAGCUCUAUGCGAUAGGUGGCAAUGACGGUACAUCCUCACUGGAUCAGUGUGAGGUCUAUGACCCAUUCAUCAACAAGUGGACCCUGCUGUCCCCAAUGACAAACAAGAGGGCAGGGGCUGGGGUGGCAGUACUUGAUGGCUACAUUUAUGCUGUGGGAGGAUUUGAUGACAAUGCUUCGCUCGACACCUGCGAACGGUUUGACCCAAAAACUGGACGCUGGACUAUGCUCUCCAAAUUGUCGUGUCCAAGAGGCGGUGUAGGAGUUGCUGCCCUUGGUGGGAGACUGUACGCUGUCGGGGGCCAUGAUGGGCAGAACUACCUGAAUUCUGUGGAAGCGUACGAUCCGCUGAAAAAUUGCUGGGAAACUGUAGGUCACAUGACAGACCAUCGAGCAGGGGCGGGACUGGCGUGCUGUCCAAUGAAGAUUUCAACGUUCUCCUAUCUCAAGGGAGCGCAGUCUGCCAGUGGCCCACUGUAGACUAGCAAAAACAAUGAUCAAUAUACAUGUAGCUGAAAUGGGACCUGAAUAGUAAUUGAUCUACAUCAGUUGGGACCUGAAUACCCUAGGCUUUUUUCUGGUGGAUAUUUCUGUCUUUUUCAAAUUGGCAAACUGUCUCAUUGAAAUUUCAAUGGUCUAGCUUGAAGAGUACUUUGGAAGCGUCAAGUGAGCGGAGAUCACUCUGAACCAAAAGGGACCCGUUGGCAUUUGUCGUGUGUGUUUUCUUGUCUGAACAUGUGGAAAGGUGGACAGUGACAACCUGGAUCAAGUGUUUAUUGCUUGCAUAUGCUAAUGUUCCCACAAGCGUGUCCUGGUUUUCUUUCCUUAAAGUAACAUUUAGUAUGGACCACUGUAAACAAGUUAAUGUUGUUCAGUUUAGAUAGAUUGCUAUCACCUAAAUAAGUGUUGUAAUAUUGAACUUUUGUAUGGUUUUGAAAUAGGCUUUCUGUCCGUCUUGAUCAAUGAGUUCAUGUACAUGUACUUUGAAAGAGUGGCCUCUCUAUUAAGUCGUAAUCUGUCAAGACACACAGUGCCAUGAACAUUUCUGUGGUUUCUUUUCUGAGCCCUGUUUUUAAACAUACUUAUACAUUUCUUAAACUUAAUCGCUGUGUCUUCAGAUUCGUUUAAUAUUAUUCUAGAAACUAGUCUUAAGUUACUAAUGUAGCUUAGUGAAAUUGGCCUGGAAAGUAUUUUUGAAGAAAGGACCACUGCAUGCAAGUUGAUCCUUUUGUAAAGGUAAAGUCUAUAUUUUGCUUUAUGAUACUAGACUUAUCUUCAACUGGCAUUUAGCCCCUGAUCAUCAGGAUAUAAGUCGUUCAUUUAAAUUUCACAUUACAUUGUGGCAAAAAGUGUCAUGAAGCCUUCUAUCGCAGAUUUACAUUUUUUUUAUUUACAUGGUUUAUGUGUAACAAAUAUUACUUAAAAUUGAUUUGGUUCUUAUAAAGAAUUAAUUUGCUAGUACUGUUUGGUAAUAGAGAAUCUUUGUGAGGAAAUUUGUAAAGAAUGCACUCUUCUAUAGCUUAACUAUGUUUCUUACUCUACAUGUAUGUUUUACUGUUCCAUGAUGAUUUUCUUCUAUUCACGCAAGUAAAGCAAUCUCUAUGAUAUUUUGUAUCAAAACUAUGGUAUUACAUACUCAACUUACUGGUCUCUAUUUCAUAAAUCAAAAUUGUCACGUAAACAUUUUAUUAUGACCCCGGAUCGAAAGAUCGGGGGUAUAUUGUUUUUGGCCUGUCUGUCAUUGUAUCUGUGUGUCUGUCCCAAAACUUUAACCUUGGUCAUAACUUUUGCAAUAUUGAAGAUAGCAACUUCAUAUUCGGCAUGCAUGUGUAUCUCAUGGAGCUGCACAUUUUGAGUGGUGAAAGGUCAAGGUCAUCCAAGGUCAAAAAUAUGGCUUCAAAGCGGCGCAGUAGGGGGAAUUGUGUUUCUGACAAACACAUCUCUUGUUUAAAUUUAUAUAAAAACACAAAAUGUCAUUAAUUGUGAAUUGCUGACAAUUUUGGCAUGAUAUAUGUCAUUUUUCACAUUGUCUCUGGCCUAAGUUGAGCUCUGUUGCCAAAAGAUGUGCUGUACAGCCAGAAUACAUUGAUAACUCUAGAUCAUACUGUACUCAACUAAAAGUAAUAUCAACUGUCUCGUCCAAAGAGAGUACGGUGUCAUUUAUGGCCCAUCAAAGAAUUCUUGUGUUGAUAAAAUUUUAAACAUAUCUUCUGGACUAAAUGUUUGUCAUUAUUAUAAAACAGUGGAGUGGUGAUAACAUAUCAGAGGCGGUUAAAUAUUUAAAGUUAUUUAACUGCAUACGGUUGUAGGCUUUGCUCCGAAAUCUGUUGAUGUUAAUAACCAGCUGAUCUUUUUUUUUAAACAUUUGUAUGCAAUUGGCUGUUAUUUUCUGUUUGCUGUUUAACAAAUUGAUCAAAAUUACUUUGUUUCAAGCUUUUUUGUAUGUGGCUUGUUGAUAGCUUUUCUUCAAAUGUUUGGUAAUUUUGUCGUAAUGGAAUCAUUUUACUUGGUAUUUGUGUGUUUGUGCUCAAAGCAUCACUUUUGGAUAUUAUUGUUUGUGCAAUUAGUUUUUCAAAUCCAUUAUAGAAUCUUAGUUAAGAUUUUAAAGUUUUACGCAACUGUAAAAGUCCAUUAUGGUAGACCAUUUGAGUUGCAUCAUCUAAAAAUGGGUUUUAUGCAAUAUGCGGCCAGCAUCUUAAGACCAGCCUGCGCAAUCUGGUCAGGAUCUACGCUGUCUGAAUAGUCAUACAAGGUUUUGUCUCACAUUAUUGGACGUGGUAGCUUCAGAGCAAACUGUGCUGAGGCGCAGGCUGGUCUGGAGCUAUGCUGGUCAGAUUAGGUACAAGACCCAUUUUCACAUGGCACAACUCAUUUUAAUACUUGCGUAAAAAUACAGCUUUCUAGUUUAAUACCAAUAGGUAAAUUCAAAGAAUUAAAAUGUUUUUCAGAAAUACGUAAAAGCCCGUCUUAUAUAAGAUAACCCACAGUGCUUUAUAACUUGAUUUUGGCCUAUUUUGAUGAAUACAUGCAAAGAACAGAUGUGCAAGCAUUUGUGUUCUUAGUAUGCUUAUAGCUUUUGCUGUUAAAAUAUUGCUGAGCUGUAAUAUAAUUGCUGUUUUAAUUGCAUUAAAUGUUGUUAUAUGUCUCUCAUUUAUUGUUAACUGACCAUACAGCUUAGUGUUUGUUUUGAUUUGUUUUUAUUGCAUUAUAAUUAUAUAUUUUUAUUAUGACAGAAAUGUUCUGAAUUCUGACUGGAUAAUCCCAUCAGGUGUCCUGUUUUUCGUGUCCUGAUGAAACUGCUACAUAUGCAAAUAAGGACAUAAAUAGUCAUGACUGUACUUCCAUUUAAUAAACAAAAUGCCAAAUGAUUUCACUAUUUUUUGUGAACCGUUAUGACAUUGCUUGUCCGUUAUGACAUUGCUCGUCAUUUGUCAAUACCAAAAUGAAGUCAUAGUUCGGCGCAAACGUCAAUAAUAAUGAAAUUACAACUUAAACUUGAUUCAUCUCCAGCAAAUACUGGUAGAAUUCUACUUUGGCCUUUAGAGUGUUUAAGUUACUGAUAAUAUUAUUUUUGUGUUGUAAUUGUUUGUGCUGAACAGUAUUUUCUGCAUUUCAUAAGGGAAUGAAGAGUCUGGAAAACUACAUGCAAUUGAGCAUAAUUUUCCCCAACAGUAAUUUGGUAAUGCUGAAAAAUAAUCUUCAGUUUUAAUAAAUAUUUGUUUUGCUUUUUUUUAAUUCUAGUUCUUUUUAACAUUCGUCUAUAAGUAAUGGUAAUGCUUAAGAAAUCUUCUUGAUUGAUUCUGUAAAUUCUGAAAUGUAUGCAAGUGCAAGUUUUUGUUUGUGUUGCUUUGGUUUCAUUUACAUUUUCUGGACCAAAUUUCGGCCAUGUUCAUGGUAUGUUAACAUAUCAGAGACAGUUAAAUUUACGUUUCAAGAUAUUUUAAAGGGAUAAUACAUCUUUUUUGGCAUUGUUUAGGCUGGUUUGUGUUUGUUUUUCAUUUUUCUUCAGUGUGGUAUCAUUUUCAGUACAUCGAUAUAUCUCAUGCAAUUCAACUCCAAACAUAACGAGAGUUUUCGAAUACUACAGCUAAAUGUGCGGUUAGUUUAGUUUUGACUAAUUAUUUUAGACAAAUAGUACAUGUAUUUCUAAUAAAUAACUAAAAAACUAGCAUCAGUAUCAUUUGUUUCAAAUUAAUAAAAUAACCUACUCUACCCUUUUUCAGUUUUUUGCUUGUAAAACUUACCAUAUUUUCUCAUUAUAAAGGUGCACCUCCUGAUAACUUCUGUGAUACUGUUAUAGUGUUGUUUGUGUUUGUUUUUCAUGUGUUUCUGUUACCGGUAUGUCAUUUAAAGCAUAUGGAGUUUAAGUGUUUCUGUUAUGUCAUUGAAAGCAUAUGUAGAAUACAUGUAUAUAUAUAUAUUGCAUACAGAUCAUUGUAUUUCAUUUUAACAUGAACAUGCCAUUUAACCUGGCCAUCCUUUUUUAUCUGAUAUUUUAAAACAGAACAUUUCAUGUUUUAUUCCAUAGUUAAAACACCUAGAAAUGCUUCCAUUUGACAUGAAUUCCCCGUCAAAUUAUCAAAUGGGUGUUGUGUGACAGACAUUGUGUGAACUAUAAACACAGACCUUUAAGCAAAAGCAAUACUUAGGGCAUGCAACACAUGGCUGUGAUACAAUUAUCAAUUUUGCGGAUUUAUUUGGGAAUCCCAAAUGCAUAAUAAAAGAACAACCUAAACACUAACAUCUAUUUUAAAUUCAGUAAAAUCAUUUACCAGUUUAUUUGUCAGCACGAAAUUUCAUGUUUUUUUUAAAUCACAUUUGUGUGGAGAUAUGUUAAUUUGUUGAUUUUGGCAAACAAAUCAUGGAGUAUGCAUAGAUAA